UGACAGUUGCACAAUCACCUUGCGAAAGCGAUGUUUUGAUUGAACUUUGAUUUUUAAAUUAUGUGCCUAAUUAACUUGUCCACUACAGUGUUAGUGACAAGCCACUUAGUUACUCCGGCUCCCCAAUUUGUUUAUAUAAUAAUUUGAAUAAUCGGGUGUAAUUCAUGACAUAACCUAAAAGCUAGAACAUCCUGUUAUAAUUUUAUGUAAGUUAGAACAAUAAUCGGUGUCGGAAGUUAUUGAAAAUGGAAAACGAAGGGAAAACUGUUAUACGUGUCGGUUCAAGGAAAAGCGAGCUGGCACUUAUACAGACAAAUUUUGUAAUAGACAGCUUGAAGAAAUUGCAUCCAGAAAAAGAGUUUACCAUUGUAACCAUGACAACCUUAGGAGAUCGGAUCCUAGACGUAUCCCUACCAAAGAUUGGGGAGAAGUCUCUCUUCACUAAAGACUUGGAAGAUGCUCUGAGGAACAACUCAGUGGAUUUUGUGGUUCAUUCAUUGAAGGACUUACCAACGUCUCUGCCGGAGGGGUUGGCUAUUGGAGCAGUGUUUGAAAGGGAAGAUCCUAGAGAUGCAUUAGUUCUCAGGGAAGACCUGAAGGAGCACACACUAGAGACUCUGCCAGAAGGUUCCGUCAUUGGCACAUCGUCCCUCCGCCGCACAGCGCAGCUCCACGGCAAACAUCCUCAACUGUCCGUCCGCGAUGUCCGCGGCAACCUCAACACUCGACUACGGAAACUAGACGAGAGCGGAGAAUACUCAGCGCUGUUGCUAGCCGCAGCUGGGUUACAGAGGAUGGGGUGGAGCGACAGGAUAUCUAAGAUCCUUCCAUGCGCAGAAUUGAAAUACGCCGUGGGGCAGGGCGCGUUAGCUGUCGAGUGUCGCGCCGACAACGACGCCAUAUUGUCUUUACUGGCCCCCUUCAACCACGCCGAGACAUAUUGCAGAGUUCUGGCUGAGAGGAGCUUUCUGAAGACACUCGGUGGAGGCUGCAGCGCUCCCGUCGGCGUAUCCACAAGGCUGAAGCCGUUCGACGCACAAUUCAAACUGUCCAUCACCGGGGCAGUGUGGAGUCUCGACGGUGCCACCACCAUAGAACACUCCCUCGACCAAACCUUCCCACAGAUAAGAAAAACGGUCAAGCACAAACUCAGCCCGGACGAAGAAAAAACCGGUAAAAAAAUAAAAACCGACGACAACACUAAUCCUAACCACCCUGAAGAAGUAAACAGAAGAAUAACGGAAAGGGCGAGAAAUUUGAAUUGCGAAGACACUAGGAGUUUAGAAGAGAUACUGGCCUUGAAAACGCCGAAGAUUUUCUGCGGGUUAAUAGAAAACUCGAACAUGCCUUUACAGGUUAUAGAAAAAUGUGAUGAAUUAGGUAAGAAUUUGGCGGAAUCUCUUAUUACUAAAGGCGCUUUAGAGGUUAUGAAGGUGACGCAGGACCUUAUUAGGAGUUCUACUGUUGUGAAAUCUUGAUUUUUGGUGAUUAUUUUUAAUAAUCAAUGUUGUAUAGGAUAUUUGCAGCUUGGCAAAAAAAAUAGUAGGAAAUAAUAGGGGCGCCACUGUCUAUGGAAACUUUGCAUAUGGUAACUAUUCUGAUACUUGUAUAAGAACAGAAAGUUGCUACGAUAAAAAAAAAUCCGUUUCCACUUUUUUUUGCCAAGCCGUGGGUACAUUAGAUUGGAUACUACUGCAUAGGCAAAGCCAUUCAAUAAAACGAUUAUGGGUUAACUGGUAGAGAAUACCUUAAACUUAAUGGCAUUAAGUUCGUAUUUUGUGCAAUAAAGGUUAAAAAGUGAUAUUCACACUGUGUCGGUAGUCAUAUUGAACCUUGUGCAAAUGUACUAAGGUGGCUAUUGCACUGCUAAAGUUAUGACAGAGUACAUAGACAAUCUUCGUAUGUUGACAUCGAAAAAUGUAUGUUCUGCAAUUAUGUUUUUGUAAAUAUCUAUAUUAUGCAAUAAAAUAAUUAUGUUCUUAGAAAUUUUAAGUGUCUAUCCAUAGGUAAGUAUUGUUAAAAAAAAUUUCCAAUUUUGCACGAUUUUUACUACAGAAGAUACUUGUCGAAUGUAAAGAAGAAAACGUCGUGAUUUAUUUAGAAAUAUAUUAAAUUAGUUAGCUUGUACCAAUCAUGUUGGGUGUUUGACAUAUUUUGGUUGUGACAAUUUUUCAUAAACAAACCAAUGGGAAAAAAUGUACAUUCUAAUAUAUACUGCUGUACUUGUUAUUAUGAACAAAUAAGUUUAUAUUGCAUAGUUUAAUUUUAGUGUACAUAACUAUGUGUACUUAUGAUGACAUAUUUUGUUGAAUUUUAAUUUUACUCGUUGAAUAUAUUGGUGACUGAUAUCGG
Molecule: messenger RNA, 2352 nt
Organism: Leguminivora glycinivorella
Lineage: Eukaryota; Metazoa; Arthropoda; Insecta; Lepidoptera; Tortricidae
Product: porphobilinogen deaminase
Exons: 7
Coding region: 246-1478 (410 amino acids)
Biological process (GO): heme biosynthetic process
Cellular component (GO): cytoplasm
Molecular function (GO): hydroxymethylbilane synthase activity
Source: RefSeq, a predicted model, not a curated record